This is a messenger RNA of Magnolia sinica, 2611 nucleotides long. RefSeq lists its product as uncharacterized. Gene Ontology annotation, molecular function: carbohydrate binding; catalytic activity. The record is from RefSeq and is a predicted model, not a curated record. Lineage: Eukaryota; Viridiplantae; Streptophyta; Magnoliopsida; Magnoliales; Magnoliaceae. The transcript has 15 exons. The coding region runs from base 165 to 2225 and encodes 686 amino acids. Gene Ontology annotation, biological process: carbohydrate metabolic process.
GAGGGAGAGACAGAAUACCCCGGGUUUCUAAUGCAAAGAAAGAGUUCUUAUGUGGAUUUCAAUGAACUGUUUGAUCCUGGCAACUUUCGUCGAGACUGUAGAGCGACCUAUAACGCUAUGAAGGAAGCUCCUCCACCCAAAGCGGCGAAGAACAAAUAGAGGAGAUGUUUAGCUGUUUCCGAUGUGCGUCUAAACAAAAAAGAAAAGGAAAAACUGAGAGAAUCAUUCCCGACUCUCGAUUGACCUCAAGGCCAGAUCGCAACAUCGGCAGCUGUUCAAGACCCAUGUCGGCUCUUGGGGUGCAUUUGCAGAUUCAAGACAAAUACGUGGUGAUUGAUAAUGGCAUCCUCCAACUAACAUUGUCAAAGCCGGACGGGAUUGUGACUGGCAUACGAUACAACGGCAUCGAUAAUUUGCUAGAAGUCCGUAAUGAAGAAGUUAACAGAGGCUAUUGGGAUAUCAACUGGUAUGAGCCUGGAGGCCCAGAGUUCUUUGAUGUGAUAAAAGGUACUAGUUUUAAGGUGAUACUUGAAGAUGAAAACCAGGUGGAAGUCUCUUUUACAAGGACAUGGGACCCAUCCCUCAAUGGGACCCUCAUUCCCCUUAACAUUGACAAAAGGUUUAUAGUUCUUAGCGGGUCCUCCGGUUUCUACUCAUACGCCAUUUAUGAGCACUUACAAGGCUGGCCUGAUUUCACUCUCAAUCAGACUCGGAUAACUUUCAAGCUUCGAAAUGACAAGUUUCACUACAUGGCCAUAUCAGACAAUAGACAGAGAAUCAUGCCCAUGCCAGAAGAUCGUGAGCCUCCACGUGGCCAGCCGUUAGCAUUCAAAGAAGCCGUUCGUUUGAUAAAUCCAAUCAAUCCAGACCUUCAAGGAGAGGUGGAUGACAAGUACGAGUACUCGUGCGAGGACAAGGACAACAAGGUCCACGGUUGGAUAUGCUUCGAUCCUCCUGUGGGCUUCUGGCAGAUCACCCCAAGUGAUGAGUUCAGAACUGGUGGGCCUCUCAAGCAGGACCUGACCUCCCAUGUGGGCCCAACUACCCUAGCUAUGUUUAUGGGUGGUCACUACUCAGGGGAAGAUCUAAUGCCAAAAUUCACAGACGGAGAGCCAUGGAAGAAAGUGUUCGGCCCUGUUUUUAUGUACGUUAAUUCGGGGUGGGCCGGAACCGAUCCGCUUUCACUCUGGGAGGAUGCAAAAUUACAGAUGCUAAUUGAAGUUGAAAGCUGGCCAUACAGUUUCCCAGUUUCAGAGGAUUUCCCUAACUCUGACCUACGUGGUUCCGUCAGUGGUAGAUUACUAGUCGUGGAUUGGUUCCUUAGCGAAGAUUAUAUAUCUGCAGACUCUGCUUAUGUGGGACUUGCUUUGCCUGGAGAUGUAGGAUCAUGGCAAAGAGAAUGCAAGGGCUACCAGUUUUGGAGUAGAGCUAACUCAGAUGGGUUUUUCUCCAUCAACAACAUCCGGACAGGAGACUAUAAUCUCUAUGCAUGGGUGCCCGGUUUUAUAGGAGAUUACAGAAAUGAUGAGACCAUUACCAUUACCGAAGGAUGUGAUAUUGACUUGGGUGAUUUAGUAUAUGAACCACCAAGAGAUGGUCCCACGUUGUGGGAGAUCGGCGUCCCUGAUCGUUCUGCAGCCGAGUUCUUCGUUCCCGAUCCUAAUCCUAUGUAUGUUAACAAACUCUACAUUAAUCAUCCUGACAAGUUUAGGCAGUAUGGUUUGUGGGAGAGGUAUGCCGAUCUAUAUCCCGACGAAGAUCUUGUCUACACCGUCGGAGUUAGUGAUUAUCAAAAAGAUUGGUUCUAUGCACAGGUCACUAGGAAGAAAGAUAAUAAUUCCUACCAAGCAACCACAUGGCAGAUAAAAUUCACACUCGACACUAUUGUCCAAAGUGGGACCUAUAAAUUGCGAUUGGCGAUUGCAUCCGCUACGGCCUCUGAAUUGCAAGUUCGAUUCAAUGACCCAAAUGCCAAUCCACCUCACUUUACAACUGGGCUAAUCGGCAAGGACAACUCUAUCGCCAGACAUGGGAUUCAUGGGCUCUACUGGCUGUUCAACGUCGACGCAUCGUGCGCAAUGCUUGUGGAAGGAGACAAUACGAUCUUUCUCACUCAGGCGAGAAGCGUGAGCCCCUUCCAAGGGAUCAUGUACGAUUACAUCCGAUUAGAAGGGCCCUCUGAUCUCGAUUCGAAUAAGAAAAAAUCAUCUUGCAUUUUGUGCUAAGUAUAUAAUAUCAAUACACUAACAGGCAUUUUAGUACUAUCAAGGGACAUGAUCAUAGUUAAAUAUAGUGCUUGAUUCAGGGUCCUAUAAUUUUCACCCAUCACCAGAUGGCCGGUGGGGCCCACCCAUGGAUCUUCUAUACAAUAAGCAAAAUUCCUGAGCUGAUAUGGUAGUUGGAUCAGAGUCGUUAGUUUCAUAUAAGCUGAUAAUGUCAUAAGUACGGCACAAAGAUGGUGAUGGUUAAUAUAAGUUGUACGAGUGCUCAAAUUAUGCUAGUUGGAUUGCGAAGUUACGGUCCGGUCUGAUUAGGGCACUACUACCACCGUGCAAUGUUGGCGUGAGAUCUGACCUUUGCUACACACUUACGUGGAACGUUUAAUCACAUC